Molecule: messenger RNA, 195 nt
Organism: Lachancea nothofagi CBS 11611
Lineage: Eukaryota; Fungi; Ascomycota; Saccharomycetes; Saccharomycetales; Saccharomycetaceae
Source: the annotation of a GenBank genome assembly
AUGCCCUGCUGCUCGUCUUCUACUAAUAAAAGUUGUUGUACCUCGACUGCAGGUUCUUCCGCGGUUCAAAAUAUCGCUUCCCCUUCCACAAAUUCUACUGUUAGGAAAGCAUCAUGCUGUGGUUCAAAUAGCUCGAGCAGAUGCAAAUGCGGAACAACUUGCGCUUGUGAAGGCUGUAAUACCACCAAGCUAUGA